This is a messenger RNA of Cladocopium goreaui, 4194 nucleotides long. The record is from the annotation of a GenBank genome assembly. NCBI's taxonomy places the organism in Eukaryota, Dinophyceae, Suessiales, Symbiodiniaceae.
AUGAUGAUUUCGGCAUUUUCUCCGGUGAUCUCCGAUCUGAGGCUGGAACACAUCUUGCUGCGCCCUGACACCUAUGUCGGCUCCACUGAGGUUCAGCACCAGGAGCUCUGGGUCUUUGACUCCGUGCAGAGCAGAAUGGUCUAUCGGAAGAUCAGCUAUGUUCCUGCGCUGUACAAGAUCUUUGAUGAGAUUCUGGUGAACGCAGCUGACAAUCUGCAGCGCGACCCACAGGGCAUGGAUAGCAUCAAAGUGGAAAUCGACCAACAGAACUGCUCCAUCUCAGUGUGGAACAAUGGAAGGGGCUUGCCAGUUGUGAUGCACAAGGAGCAGAAGGUCUACGUGCCGGAGUUGGUCUUUGGCCAUUUGCUCACGAGUGACAACUAUGAUGACACGGCCUGCAAGGUGGUUGGCGGCCGCAAUGGCUAUGGGGCCAAGCUGGCCAACGUGUUUUCCACGGAGUUUAAAGUGGAGACUUGUGAUGGCAAGAACAGGUUCACGCAGGUCUUUCGGAACAACAUGCAGGUCAAAGGCAAGCCGGAAAUUGUGCCAAGUAAGGAGAAAUCCUUCACGUGCAUCACCUUCAAGCCAGACCUUGCCAAGUUUGGCAUGACGAAGUUGGAUGAUGACAUCGUCUCGCUGUUGUCCAAGCGCGUCUACGACGUGGCAGGGUCGACACUAGAGAAGUGUGGUGUCCACUUGAAUGGAGAAAAACUGGACAUCAAGAACUUCAGGGACUACUGUGAUCUCUACUUGCUGACCCGGCAGGGUGUGCCGCAGAUCUACGAGAAGUGCUCGGACAGAUGGGAAAUCUGCGUAAGCCUCACAGAGAGCGGCUUCAAUCAGGUGAGUUUCGUGAACUCUAUCUGCACCAUCCGUGGUGGGACACAUGUGACCCACGUGUCGGAUCAAAUUGUCGAGGCCAUCCUGGAGAAGGUGAAAACGCAGAGCAAAGAAAAGGUCAAGGGCGGUGUGGAUGUGAAACCGCACCAUGUGAGAAACCACAUUUGGGUCUUCAUCAAGUGUUUGAUCGAGAAUCCGGCUUUUGACUCUCAAACAAAGGAGACCCUGACGACCAAGCAGUCCAAAUUUGGGUCUCGCUGUGAACUUUCGGAGAAGUUCCUCAGUGAGGUCUCCAGUUGUGGGGUGGUGGACCUCAUCUUGAUGGCCGCCAUGGCCAAGUCCAAAGUUGACUUGGGAAAGAAACUGAAGGCCAAUACUAGUCGCGUGACUCGAUUGACGGGCAUCCCUAAGUUGGAGGAUGCGAAUGAUGCAGGUGGGAAGCUCUCCAGCGAAUGUUCCUUGAUUCUGACGGAGGGCGACUCUGCCAAGGCGCUGGCCGUUUCCGGACUUAGCGUCAUCGGACGUGAUAAGUGGGGCGUUUUCCCACUUCGUGGAAAGGUGCUCAACGUGCGCGAUGCUACGUUGAAGCAGAUGAUGGCCAACGAGGAAAUUCAGAACCUCAUCAAAAUCAUCGGGCUGGACCUCAACAAAGAGUAUGAUGCCGAGCUGAAGGGCUUGCGCUAUGGCUCCAUCAUGAUCAUGGCGGAUCAGGAUACCGAUGGCUCCCACAUCAAGGGCCUUCUGAUCAAUUUGAUCCAUGCCUGGUGGCCCUCACUUGCUCGACUUCCUGGUUUCAUCAAGGAGUUCUUCACCCCCAUUGUGAAAGCCACCAGAGGUAAAACGCAGCUCUGCUUCUACACGCUUCCGGAAUAUGAGGCUUGGAAGACUGAGACCAACGGUGGCAAGGGCUACAAGAUCAAGUACUACAAAGGUUUGGGCACGAGUACUUCCAAAGAAGCCAAGGAGUACUUUGGCGCCCUGGAUACGCACCAGAUCAAGUACCGAUAUGAUGGUGUGGAAGAUGAUCGGUCCAUCGACUUGGCCUUCAACAAGAAGCGCUCGGACGAUCGCAAAGCCUGGAUCAAUUCCUAUGAAGAUGGAAAUCUCAUUGAUCACACGCAGAAGGAGGUCAGUUACAAAGACUUUGUGGACAAGGAGCUGGUUCUCUUCGCCAAAGCCAACGUGUCCCGCGCUAUUCCUUCUAUGGUGGACGGUUUCAAGCCGAGUCAACGGAAGGCCGUGGCGGUGCCGUUGGCACAGAUUGAAAACUGUGUGAAGCGGCAGGAACUGUCAGAGGCAGAAACUGCCUUGCGGCAAAACAUCUCCCAGAAAGGUGAGAAUGCCUACUACUUCGCCCACAACCGGCAUUUUGAGAUUCCCGAGGAUGCUAAGAUCAUCAGCGGCCCGGGUCUAGUGACUGGUGGUUCUCCGGAGAGAAUCCAGAACAAUGACGCGGAUUUGAUCAAAGAGGAGAGAGUCGAGUGGAUCAAGGACUACGCCUGGGCCGAUGCCGGCGCCAAGGUCAAGGUCUACAUCGAGGUGCCACUGGCACCAGGGGCCUCAGACGACUCCGCGUCGGCGACUUUUGACACCAGGUCCUUUGUGCUGGACAUUGCUGGUGAACCAAGGAGGAAACUGAAAGUGGACAAGCUCAGUGCUGACAUCAAGCCAGAAGAGAGCAAAGUUCGUGUCGAGGCCGCGAAGGGUCGAGUCACGGUGGUUCUGGCGAAGAAGCGUGAUAACACUUGGCGCAGUCUGGUCCUCUUCGGCUGCUUCAAGCGGAACUUGAAGAACGAUGUCAAGGUGGCACAGUUGGUGGGCUAUGUCUCUGAACAAGCUGCCUACCAUCAUGGCGAGACGUCCUUGUCGGAGACCAUUGUGGGCAUGGCACAAGACUUUGUGGGCUCCAACAAUAUCAACUUGCUCAUGCCGCAGGGUCAGUUUGGCACCCGACUCCAGGGUGGCAAGGAUUCUGCGUCAGCGAGGUACAUCUACACCCGUUUGGCCCCCAUCACACGAGCCAUUUUUCCGGCAGCUGACGACCACGUCUUGGAGUACCAGAAUGAAGAUGGCCUUUCCGUGGAGCCCCGCUGGUAUUGCCCCAUCCUUCCCAUGGUGCUGGUGAACGGCGUGGAGGGCAUUGGAACUGGCUGGAGCAGCUCUGUGCCCAACUUCAACCCCAGGGACAUCAUCAGCAACUUGAGGCGAUGGUUGAAAGGGAAGCAAUUGGAAGAUAUGACGCCAUGGUAUGCAGGUUUCUGUGGUCGAAUUGUGAAAUCCAAGGAGGAAGGCAAGUUCGAGGUGGCCGGCAUCAUCUCCUAUUUGGGGGACAACAAAGCGGAGAUUACCGAGCUGCCCGUGAAGCGAUGGACGCAGGACUACCGGGAAUUCCUGGAAGAACAUCUUCCAAAGGGCGAGAAAAAGAAAGAGGGGAACAAGCUCUUGGAAGAUUACCAGGAGCACCACAGUGAGAAGACGGUCCAUUUCGAGCUUUCUUUGAGCGCUGAGGGAAAUGCGCAGGCUGAAAAGGACAACCUAGAGAAGGCCUUCAAGAUGCGAUCCUCCAUCAGUCUCAACAACAUGAUGCUCUUCAAUGCAGAUGGAAAGAUCAAGAAAUACGACAGUGCUUUAGACAUUUUGAGAGAAUUCGCAGAUGUGCGGCUUUCCAUCUAUGAAACGCGCAAAGCCUAUUUGCUGGCACGCCUGACUCGCGAAUGUGAGGUGCUGAGUGCCAAAGCGCGCUUCGUCAAGAUGGUCAUCGAGGGAAAGAUUGUGAUCCGAAAGAGGAAGAUUGUCGACCUGGCACAGGACCUUCGAAAGAACGGCUUCAAAGCCCUUUGGGAGCUCAAAGGGGAAAGUGCUGCAGAGACUGAAGAGAAGGGCGAAGACGAGGAGGCAGAUGAAGAUGAUGGCUCUGGUGAGGAGGGUGAUGCACCUGAUGCCACAAGGAAAGCCGUCAAGGAUUUCGAGUACCUGGUUGGAAUGCCAAUCUCAACCUUGACCGCAGAGAAGGUUGCAAAGUUGAUGCAAGAGCAAGAAAAGAAGGCGCAAGAGUUGCAGACCUUGAAGCGAAAGAAGCCUUCGGAUCUUUGGUUGGAGGAUCUGGAGGUUCUGGAAACAGCUCUGAACGAGCGAGAUGCUGCCGCACUGCAGGAAGAAGAGAAAGAGCAGGCGAAAAUUCAGAAGGCCAAAUCAAAGGCCAGCGCAGGACGUCGCAGCGUGAAGCGAAGCGCUUCUGGACCCCCAGCGCCCAAAAGUGAAGUCAAGCCGAAGGCAGCCAAGGAAAGCCGCUCCCAGAGUGUAGGCAGACGUGGCAUGAAGCGGAAUGCUUCUGGACCUUUGGAGGCCGCGUGA